Messenger RNA from Prunus avium (sweet cherry), 3446 nucleotides. Its product is annotated as calcium-transporting ATPase 12, plasma membrane-type-like. Gene Ontology annotation, cellular component: intracellular membrane-bounded organelle; plasma membrane. Gene Ontology annotation, molecular function: nucleotide binding; P-type calcium transporter activity. The record is from RefSeq and is a predicted model, not a curated record. NCBI's taxonomy places the organism in Eukaryota, Viridiplantae, Streptophyta, Magnoliopsida, Rosales, Rosaceae.
CAAGCUCAAGUCCUCAUCCUAUUUCUAUCAUUAACUGCAGUGUCUUUCUUGACACUAUUCAAUAAAUCCCAUGUUUGGUUUUCUCUGCUAUGCAUUAAUCUGGGGAAAAAGGUUAAUGUAAGCACUUUCCAAACCCAGCACUCACCAACUCCCUUUUCCGUGAAUCAAAUGGGGCCUAAUAUUUCAUUUUAGUCGCACAGAUUUCUUUGUGAGCUAAUUUAAGCACUUUCCAAACCCAGUACUCAACAAGUCCUUGAGCCUUCCUCAUUUAGUCAUAUACGUUGCACCAAGAAACAUGUUCCUAGACCCAAAAACAGAUGAUCAAGCUUCCGAAGGUGUCUGCAGCAGCACUUCAUCUGUUACUGCUGGCUUGCUCAUUCAAACCAUCAACACUUCUGGCCAAUACGUGCUGCGCAAGAGAUGGCUUAGAUAUAUUGCUCUAGGCGUUUUCAUCUCCUCACGCAGUAAGAAAACCAGAUUGCCCCAUGAAGCCCCUAGCUAUGAACCUUUAGAAGCACCGGCACCACCGGCCCCCGCCUCUGAGCAUGCUAUUGACAUCCCUCUUCAGGACCGGUUUCUGAACAAGGUUGCUCUCAUUGUGAGAGAGAAGAACUUAAAUGCACUGAGAGGACUUGGUGGUGUUGCUGGCAUUUUGCCACUUCUCAGGUCUCACUUUGAGGAUGAUGCUGUUGAUGGUGGUCAAAAUCCACAAGGAUGGAACACGACCAAGUCCCCAGUUGAUGCAAAAAGCUUCUCAUACUUCUUGUUGAAGGCUUGCAAUCAAUAUACAAUUUUUUUCCUCUUACUCUCAGCAGGGUUUUCGUUUGCCAUUGAAUUCAUGACGCAAGGAGUCAAACAAGGGUGGCACGACGGUGUUGCCAUACUCUUUACGGUGUUCUUACUUGUUGCUUUCCCUUCAGUGGGGAACUACCACCAUGAGAGAAAGCUGGUGAGGAAGCACCUGCUGGACAGGAGCAGAUUGAUGGUGAAUGUUGAAAGGAGUAACAGAGAACCUACAUCAGUUAACAUAACUUGUGUUGUGGUGGGCGAUAUAGUUCAUUUGAAGGAAGGAGACCGUGUCCCUGCCGAUGGUUUGUUCAUAGAUCAUGAUGAGGACUUGAUGUUGGAUGAGGUAUUGAAUCCCAAAAUUGAUUGUGAACAAAACCCGUUUGUGUUGUCUGGUUCAAAGGUUAUUAAGGGACAUGGUCGCAUGGUUGUGACAUGUAUUGGUGCCAACACAGUUUUUGCUGAGAUGCACAGCUUGGGGACUCAUCAUAAUCCAAACGAAAAGACGCUGUUACAAGAUUUGUUGGACAAGCCAUUUGCUUGUAUGGAUUAUCUUGCGGUUUGUGUCUCUCUACUGAUUGCUCUCGUGGUGCUAAUACGGCUAUUAUUCUUCAGGAAGCAUGACAAUUACAAUGACAGGCCAGAACUGAAAGGGGAAGUUUCAAUGAACUUGGUAAUGAGGAUCUUUGAGAAAAUUUUCUUGAAACCUCAAGGACGGGUUUCCACUUUAGCAGGUGUUCUCGCAACCGCAGUGAUAGGGAUACAACAUGGAAUGCCUUUUGCGAUUACAGUUGCCCUUUGUCAAUGGAAGGAGAAGGUGGUCCAAAAUCAGGCAAAGCCUCAGAAUCUAUCAGCUUGUGUCACCAUGGGACUAAUAACAGUCAUCUGCAUAGAAACAACUGGUGAGCUAAUGUGUAGCCAGGGCGAGGUUAAGGAAUUUUGGUUGGGUGGAAAGGAUUUGUGCAGUGAUGAAGUGGACUCUGAAGCUGAUCAAGUUGUUCUUGAAACACUGCAUCAGGGGAUUUCUGCUACCCCAUCCCCAACAAAUGAUUUGCUCAUUUCUUGGCUGAAGACCAGAUGGGGUGCUAACAUGGGGUUAUUGAAUGAAACAUGUAAUACUGUUGAGCAGUUGAGCUCUGAUGAGAAAUGCAGUGGGAUUUCAGUGAGGAAAACUGUGAAUAAUGAACAAAUUCUGCAGUUGCACUGCAAUGGGGAUGCAUCAACAAUAUUACAUAAGUGUUCACAUUACAAUGAUAACAGAGGGGAAAGUCACACUAUGAAAGACCAGAACAGAAGAUUUAAGCAGGUGAUUAAUAAAAUGGAGGAGAAUGGUCUUAGGCCCAUUGCAUAUGCUUACAAGAAAACAGAAGUCCAAGAACCUACAGAAGAUGGGUUGAUUUUGUUGGCAAUCGUGGGUGUUAGACGCCCAUAUCAAGAAGAGCUUAAAUUGGCAGUGGAAGCUCUUAAAAGGGUUGGAGUAAGCAUCAAAUUGGUGUCAGAGGAUGAGCUCUCAACAGUGAGAGCCAGGGCUUCACAACUUGGAAUCUCCCCUGGUUCAAAUGAUAUGGAGAUUGAAGGAGAAGUUUUCCGAAGACUGGAUUCCAUGGAAAGGCAGGAUAAGAUGGAUAUGAUCUCUUUGAUGGGAAGGUCCCUCCCUAAGGACAAGUUUCUCAUGGUGGAUCGCUUAAGGAAAAAAGGUCACAUAGUUGCAUUCUGUGGAGGGUUGACCAUAAGCGACACUCUGACCUUAAAAGAAGCUGAUGUAGGAAUCAUAGAUGAUAUCCGGAGCACAGAAAUGGCUAGAGAGAAUGCUGAUCUUAUAGUUAGAAAUGUCUGUUUACUAGCCCCUAUUUGGAAGUCUGGUGCAUGUGCUUACCACAACAUUCAGCAAUUCUCUCAACUUCACCUCACUGCUUGCAUAUCCGGGCUACUGAUAACCUUAGUGGCAACAAUGCAUUCCGGAGAGUCCCCAUUAUCCGCAAUUCACUUGAUUUGGGUGAACUUGAUUAUGUGCCUUCUUGGUGGCCUCAUGAUGGUGAUGGAGUUACAAGGCCCGGAACUACUCACUCAAAGACCUGCAAAGAGGACUGAGUCACUUAUAACCAAAGUCAUUUGGAGAAACAUAGCAAUUCAAGUUUCAUCUCAGGCUUCUGUCUUGCUGAUCUUACAUUUCAUGGGAAAUGCAGUACCAGGCAUGGAUCAAGGCGUCCGGAAUACGAUGAUUUUCAAUACUUUCACAUUGUGCCAGGUCCUUAAUCUGUUGAGUGCCAUGCACUUGGCGAAGAAGGAAAUGCUAGUUGUUGUCCUCCACAACUAUUGGUUUCUGAUGGCUUUGGGGGCUGUUUUGAUCAUGCAGGUGAUGAUUGUUGAGUUUGGAAAAGGGCUAGUGAGUGGUGUGAGGUUGAAUGCACUGCAUUGGUUGAUCUGUUUCCUUCUUGCUGCUCUUUCAUGGGGGUUUGCUUGGACCUUUAAAUUGCUUUCAGAUAGCAUCGAAAGAACAACUUCGGCAUUGAUGGUGAAUUCACAUGUGGGGUUCUCAAAUAGGAGGCGCAGAUUAUACAUAUCUAUUUGGUUGUUCCUAAUGUUCUCCAUAUCGUCAUAUUGUUUUCACCCAGUUUCUAAGCUCGCUAGCACAUAUAUCAGUUAAAUUGGAAGUCUCC